CAUUGUCAAGGACCGGAGCAGUCGGCCGUAGCACAUGAUUUACAUCACGUCUUGGCUGCUGAGAGGAAUUCCAGCACCAACAAAACGACUCUGUGCUAUUGUACAAAUUUAUGUUCAACUCUCCCCCUUUGAUCUUAUCUUGAUCAGGUCACAGACGGGCCCAAACCAUCAAACUGUAAACUUUAAAAAAACACAUACACUUGAGGCUGCCUGAGUGGGGAAACAGUGCUGUUUACUCGUAUUUUAUCUUUGAUUACAAAUACCUAGGAAGCCUUGUGAUGCCCAGGUUCAAUCCGCAUUAAUAGGUGACUUAUCCUGUUUCUGGCAGACGGAGACAAGCACUCACUUUGACACAAAGAACAGAAGCUGCAGAAGAAAUGCAAAUAUUUACCAGAACCUUGGAAAGACACAUCAGCACUAAUGUACUAUCAGGCCAAAGAAGGAAUGGAAAACUGUUAUGUGUGCGUGUUUACCACUGAAGGCAGAAUUGUAAGACAAUUGCUCUCUGUGUUUACACAUCAGCUCUGUAACUCAGAGGGAAAGCUGUCCUGUGAGUCUUGCUGGUAUCAAACGGCUGUGUGUGGAGGCUGGUGUUUCAGGUUAAACUGGCUCACGGCGAUGUGGGUGCUUCCCAGAAAAACAUACACACACACACACAAGCUGGCGACAGUGAAGCAAUCAGCACUUUAUUCACUUUUUUGUGUGAGCCGUGAGGCAGCCGGCUAAUUCUGUUUUCCGAACGUUCCAGUCGGAGAGGUAGGGAGGGAGGGAGGUGCCCAAAGCUGAGCGCACCUUUUUUUUUCUAAACACACUUCAGAGGUGGAUUAGUAGAACCCCCCACAGCAAGGCUCUUCAGUGUAAACACAGCCUCGUUCCUUCCUGUGUGUUCACAACACCGGCCCUGGAGUGGGCUUUGUUCCGGAUCCUUCCCCUACGAAGAGGUGACGAUGACGGACCGAGGAGCUGCCGAGAGAGCCUGCAAGGACCCCAACCCCAUCAUCGACGGCAGGAAGGCCAACGUCAACCUGGCCUACCUGGGCGCUAAGCCUCGCAGCAUACAGACAGGCAUAUCCAUCGGAGUGCAGCCCAUUCACCCAGCGCUCCUCCAGAGGCAGUAUGGGUUGGCUCAGCCAUACGUCUACCCACAAGCAUUUGUGCAGCCCAGCCUGGUGCUGCCCACUCAGGUUUCCACUUCUGUUAGCACCAGCCCCUACCUGGACUACAGUGCGGCCUACAGCCAGUACGCCCAGGCUGCCUUUGAGCAGCAGUACCCGUACGCCGCCUCCCCAGCCGGCUUCCUGAGCUACAGCUACGCCACCAGCCCCACGGCCUCCGCUGGCCCGGCCACCGCCGCCACGGCCCCUGCCACCGUACACCCUACCCUGCCCUCCGCCGCCGGCCCCGCCCCAGCCUUCCUGCACUACGCCCCCCAGCAGCACAUCCAACCGGACCGCAUGCAGUGAGCAGAGAGGAGGGAGCAUCUUGGGGGGGAGGAGGUGGGGGAGUCGUGGUUGUGGACCUUUGGACAGAGGAUAGUGAAACGCCCUACAGGGUGACCGUGCUGCUGUCAGCAGCGGCUUUCAGGAAAAAGGGUGGGACCAUUGCACUAUACGAUCAGGAUGAGCUGCGAGCUCAUUGGUUAAAGGGUGAAUGAUGGGAGGACUGUUGGGAUUCAGGUUGGGAAGCCAAACAGCAUAAAGUAUGUGGUAGCUUCCAAGGGCUUCCAGAAGCUGACACUUCAUUUUUUAUUAUUAUUUUAUUGUCCUUUAUUAUUGUAUUAAUGUUGUCAAUGUCUGUUUGUAUGCCAUUAUUAUCAUUGUUAGCAUGUUUUAGGCUCAAUCAGUGGAAGUACUAUUUGUCCGUGGUACAUAUUGAUGUUUUGAGAGCUGUCUGAGACAUGUGACACCUCUUUCCCCCCCUGAUUCCAGAGCGUCUGGGGUGGAUAUGAAGGGCACCGCUGCUUUAGGACACUGGGGGACAGUCAUAGAUGGGGGGUGCAGGAUGAAGACAGGGUGGUGAUUGGGGAUAGCACCCAUCCUGGUGCUAUCCACAGCGAGGUAGAGCACUGCCCCAUGAACAAACCUCCAGCGUUCAGCUCCACACAGGAGGACGACGAGAGAUUUCACCUCAAGGACAAAACGGAAAGAUUCAAGAUGAGAAUGUGGGAGUUCUGUUGUUUUGAGAUGAUGUCAGGACUUCACUUUUUUAUUAUUUUGAUUCAAGAGGCCUUAAUAAAAAAGAAAUUCCUUUUUUGAAUCUCCUGAUUUUUUUUUUUUUUCUUCAGAUGCUCCCCAAACCACAGAAAGCCCUUUGUAACUGACUGUUUUCAAUAGUCACAAUAAUCUGACUUACUGGGGUCUUGAUAAUUUCAGACGGAUGAAGAUAAUCACAAGCAGUAUGUGGCCGAAUGGGAGCAGGAGCUUUGUAUUUGUUGAAAGGUAGCUGACACUGAGCUCAAAUACCAGUGUUUGUUUGUUUUCCUUUUCUUUCUUUUUUUCUUGUCACUGAGAUUGUCAAACUGUUGCUCUCAAAAGGACAUUCAUGUACAGCAUUUUAAAAAUGUUUCUGGUCAUCAAGUACAUUUACAAUAUUUAUAUGUAGGUAUUUAUAAGAGGUACUAAGUUAAAACAGCUUUUUUUGUUGUUACUAUGAUUAUAGUUGUGGCACUGAUGUCCUUUAAGGCACGGAGGAAGAGCUGCAGAUCCCCGGACUCAUUUUGUUUGUUGUCUGUGGAUUUGCCAGCCUGUUCGUAGAUGCUCGUUUGUAGAUCCUUGACUGGUUUCAUUGGAAAUUCUCUAGAUUUUUUUUUUUCCAGAAAGAAUGUCUUUUACAGUCCCUUCAAAGAAGCCAUACCAAAAAAAAUAAAUAAAGAAUUUGUACUUAAA
This is a messenger RNA of Acanthochromis polyacanthus (spiny chromis), 2885 nucleotides long. RefSeq names its product RNA-binding protein 38-like. Gene Ontology annotation, molecular function: RNA binding. The record is from RefSeq and is a predicted model, not a curated record. The transcript has 4 exons. Gene Ontology annotation, cellular component: cytosol. NCBI's taxonomy places the organism in Eukaryota, Metazoa, Chordata, Actinopteri, Pomacentridae. The coding region runs from base 948 to 1463 and encodes 171 amino acids.